AUGGCGCUCACGCUUGGGCUGCUUCCGCUUUUGGAAGCCGCGCCGGUCGCCAAGAUCGUCUGCGUGAGCUCGGCCCUUCACCAGUUGGCGCCAACGAUGGGUAUUGACUUUGACCAUAUCAACGACGAGGCCGUGUACGGCAUGCACGCGGCGUACGGUCAAUCCAAGCUGGCGAUGAUUCUCUUUGCGCGCGAGCUCCACAAGCGGCUGCGGGCGCGGGGUGUCAACCACGUGUAUGUCACCUCGCUGCACCCGGGUGUCGUCCAGACCGAAAUCGCCCGUGAGCUGCCAUGGAUCGUGCAAAAGGCGCUUUGGCUCUUCCAGCGCAACGCCGACGAUGGGGCCAAAACGCAACUCUACUGCGCGACGAGCCCCGAGAUUGAAAAGAAAGACCUCUCGGGUCUCUAUUUCACGGCAAUUGCGAAACUGAAGGAGACGACGACACUCGGUCAGGACAUGGACCUCGCGGCCAAGCUCUGGACCUUCACGGAGGAGCUCAUUGCGUCCAAGACCCCAUCCAACUAG
This is a messenger RNA of Saprolegnia diclina VS20, 525 nucleotides long. RefSeq lists its product as hypothetical. The record is from RefSeq and is a predicted model, not a curated record. Lineage: Eukaryota; Oomycota; Saprolegniomycetes; Saprolegniales; Saprolegniaceae. The transcript has a single exon. The coding region runs from base 1 to 525 and encodes 174 amino acids.